CGAAAAGGGAGGUGGAAAUUCGGCCUGGUGUAUAAAGUCCGUUUUCGCGUGGGAUUUUUAUACCAAUGCAACCUGCAACUCUUCUGCUAGCCAAGGCCGAAUGGCGCUAGUAGACUAGAGCUACACGAAGAACGCGGGGCGACCCCUUGCUGGUGUGUCGAUUUCACUGGAGUGUGACAACGAGGGGGGAACCCCCACCAGUGGAGCGUGAAGCCAAUGCUGCUGCCGCCGCCUCGUAGCCCAAGCAGACGUGCGCUGUCCAGCCGCGGUGGUGCUGAAACACCAGCAUCGAUCCUUCCCUCAGUGACGUAGGGAGAGAGGGGUUCGGUUAGGCUACAAACAGCUAGAUGAAUAUUGUAAUAAUAAAACUGCACAAAGACUACACAGAAGCCAUGUAGAAAAAUGCAGAACCUACAAGCAAGCAAAGCAGUAACAAAAAGCAAGUGAAAACGUGGACGAACGUGCUGGACUUUUCCCCGCCCUCGGCGUCACUCGAGGGGUCUGAGCAGCACGCGGUAUCCUUGCGGAACCCAGAAAAGACUCCCGGGAGAGAGAGACUUCAGAUCUAUAAGGUACGCUCAGGUCGUUUUUGCAGAAGGAAAACGGGUGUGGGUUAGGCUACUCGUCUAAGAAGCGAAAAUGGGCUGUGUUGGUUCCAAAACGCCAGUUGGUAAAUGUUGACGACACCGUUGAAAUGUUACCAAAAUCGAGAAGAGCACUUACCAUUCAAGAGAUUGCGGCAUUAGCCAGAUCUUCAUUACAUGGCAUCUCCCAGGCGAUGAAGGACCAUGUAACGAGGCCCACAGGCAUGGCCCAGGGCAGGGUGGCCCACCUGAUAGAGUGGAAGGGCUGGUGUAAGCCCACAGACACCCCCGCAGCUCUGGAGUCUGACUUCAACAACUACUCUGACCUCACUGAGGGAGAACAGGAGGCCCGCUUCGCUGCAGGUGUGGCGGAGCAGUUUGCCAUAGCGGAGGCUAAGCUGAGAGCCUGGUCGUCUGUGGAUGGAGAUGACUCUAAUGACGACUCGUAUGAUGAGGACUUCAUUCCCGCCAAUGAGCCCACAACACAAAGCACAGAGGUGCCUCCUUACCUGAGGAACAUUCUUCACAGUCAGGUGUGUCAGCACCUGGGUCUGCGGGGGCCGUGCUGUGAGGGGGCAGGAGGAGGAGAGGGGGGAGACAGGCCCUCCCCCACCUCCACAGACACCCUCUGCUCCAGCCUCUACAGCCUGGACGAGCAACACCCCUUACUGCGAGAUCUCACCCAUCACUGCAGUAACAACCAUGGUAACACCGCCGAGCUGGCUGCCAAGAUCCUCUCAGCCCUGCAAGGGGGGGAGGAGCUGCUGUUGGCCCGCCUCCAGAGGGUGGGGCAGGGGGUUAGAGGGGGAGGGGACUUCAACAACCUGGGGGGUGGGAGGAGCCGGCCGGGGGGGGAGGAGUCACCUUGCUACUCUGUGACCUACUCCGAGACCUAUCUGUCACCUGGGGAAGACGAAGGUACGCCCUGCAAAGACUAUGAGGGCACCGUGGGCCAGGGAGAAGGAGAGCGCGAGGUGUACCCACCUGACUAUGCCACCCACAGGAAGGUCUCAGAUGUAGCCUCCUCCGGGGUGGUGUCUCUGGACGAGGAUGAAGAGGAGGAAAAGGAGGAGGAGGAUAGGGAGAGAGAGCAGAGAAACCAAUGACUGUCCUGUCAUUGAUUUUUUUGUUAAAUCAACUGUUCAUCCCUCCAUCUCUCCGUCCCUCCCAUGGCCUCUGACAUGUCUAAACCUGUCUGCAUGUUUUUUUCAUGACUUGAACUCUUACUGCAGUGUAACCUCUCUGUCUUGGCCUCAUCGCAUCAUGUCGAUCCCCUACCCGCCUGUCCCCUUGACCAUUUGAUAUGUAUCAAUAUAUUUUUGUCUUGAGGCGUCCAAACAAUCUUUUCUAUCAAUGUGAAGCAGGAGAGCAGGACUGGCUGUCACAGGCUUCAGUAACAAGCCCAACGAUUGGUCUGUGGUUUCAGUAAGAAGCCCACGGAUUGGCCAGUGGGGUUCAGUGCUCCAGCCCCCCACAACAAGAAAGCGAGUGACUGCUAAAAAAUAAAAGGGACACAACUGACAGGAAAAAGACUGAACCUUAAAACUCUGAAAUAUCUCUGCAUGUUUUUGCAAGUGCUGAACUGAACUUGUGUGCUGACCUGGUCUUGAGCACGUCGGUUUUGUAGUUUGGGCUGUUCUGUAUAACCCCUCCCUUCCUCUGCCCCCAACCAGAUACAGUAUAUCCCAUUGGAGAUGUUGGGCGCGUUCCUCUGCCCAGGCGUUGUUGACGCAUGCCAGAUCUUACAAUGCCUGGAUAGGUAUUUUACGUAUCAGCUACCCACAUAUGAUAUACCAAUCUGGUGCCCGACGGCACAGUCGAUGACGUGGCACGCAACCAUUGGAUGAUGCAUGCAAUGUCUGAGAAGGGGAGCACUAACCCCUAGCAUCCUUCUGGGCAUGGCUUGAUGAGAAUGCCAAACUACCGUAUGUAACCUGUCACCAACAGUUAUGAGAAAUGCUGGAAUGUCUUAAAAGUGACAGGAAAUAUGUAUUUUAAAAACAAAAAAAUGAUUGACAGAAAUGAUAUGCUUUUAUUGUACUAGUUUUCUAUCAUUCAACAUGUUGUUAUUAUAAUUAUUCUGAAUAUCAUUAUGACUAACUGUCAUAAUGACAUACUUUAGCUACCAGAUUUUGUUUUUGGUUCUAUGGUUUCCUGUAUGGAAUUCUUAAGACCAAUGGUUCUCUUAAAAAACAACGAAGACAAAAACACAAAUAGAAUGUUCCAGAAGUGACCCUUUGAUGAAAGAGAUGUUGUUUGGUGGAGAAAUUGUUGUACAAAGACAGAAACCUAGUUUCAGUGAGGAGGUGUUGAGUUGCAUUGGAGAUUUUCUAUAUUUUUGUAUGCGUUGUCUUGCUUUAAUCUUUGCCUAUGCGGCGUGCCAGUGUAUGUGGUUUUUGCACGAAGCUAACGUGGCUGUAGAUUUCUCCUUUCUUUGUUAUCACUGUGUGAUAUAGUAUACCGGGAAAAAAAUACAAAUAUGAACAAAAAAAGGUUUAUUUAAUUUUGAAAGAGGAUACUGUGAUACGGUUUGUUAUUGUCAUUAUCCUCAAUGGAAAAGUUUCAUUUUCUUUGUAAUUAUAUUGGACUUCUUUCUUUCCUGUUCAUAGCUGCUCGUGAAGCAAAAUUCCAAGUUAAUUUUCUUUCCACUCUUUUUCGAAGGAUGUCAGGAAAAGGGCAUUUUUUGUAAAUAUAUCGAAAUCAUUCCAUUGGCAUGGUGAUCUGAGGAACCUUAAAUUGGUUUGGUCAGAGGGACUGUCACUCAUACAACUCAGGAAGUCCCAUUGGUUCAGAGCGUCAGUAUAUCCCGCCCCUACACAACAAGCCACUGCUCACUCAUCCUCUUUCACAGUGUGUGUGUGUGUGUGUGUGUGUGUGUGUGUGUGUGUGUGUGUAGGGAAAUGUAUUCAAGAUUAAAGCACAUAAUUAGUGCUCAGUUCACCUCUUCAAUCCUUUACUGAUUUGUUCAUGAAAACCCUAGUGUGUGUGUGGUGAAAUAUUACACAGUCAACAAGCUUGCAUUUGUGCGUCCGCUCCAAAAACCCCUAAUGCAGCGAUUCCCUUUAAACAGUGUUUUAGUAUAGCAGUGUUCUGACUGAAGGUAAAAGGCUUGGCCUACAUGAUGCUUUUGGAAAGGACAACAGACCAAUCACCGUUCUCCCUUUUUGGAAACGAAAAAUGUGUUUUAGACUUUCUACCAGAGAGAUGAUUAAAAGUAUAGGUGGUGUCAUACAUUUUAGCACCAUGAUUUGAAAGGAAAUAACUGAAUUCUUUGAUGAUGACACUAACAACUGGUGGAUUGAAUGAGAGACACAAAUUCAACUCAGGGGAAACCAUUACGGCUGUGCCUUCAUUUAUAACCUUAGACCUCUGAUUGGUCAUACGGUCAGGUCAGUUCCAUUCAUUCUGUCCAAUGACACAUGCUAACCCACCAUUGAGCCAGAGCCAUAGAUCCACUUGACAUCCACAACAUGCAGACAUUUACAUUAUGGUUCUACACUGAACUAUUCACAAUAUGUAGAAAGACACUUUGACAGCUGGGUGUUUUUUCUAGAAUGCAUCUUGUAAUGCUUUCUGAUUCUAAUGCAGUGUUCUGUGCAUCCAUUUAUCAUGGUUGAUGAGACUGUUUGGAGUACGAGUUUCUUACUUAGUGCUCUGCUCACUGUUCUUUUAAGUUCAUCGAGUUGCUAAUGUUUAUCUUUCUGCCUAUUACAGCUGUACAAAGUUGCUCAUAUGGUAUUGGUCCUCCUCUUUGACAAGGUCAAGGGUUAAAAGUCAAACUAGAGUUGUGUAAGGUUAGAUCCUGUUACAUCUGUUUCCAGCUUGUCCUGGUGUUUAGUGUAUUGGAGGGUUUGAGUAUUGUCUAGUUGGAGGGACACUGCGUCACUGUCCUUUCACUGACAUUACAGAGAGGGGAUGUGUGUGUCCGGGGCAAGGUUGUGAUUUUUGUCCUGUAGCUACGACUUGUGUUGCAUUGUUCUCUGUCCCCCCCAGUCUGGCUGCACGCGCACUCACUGAAAGUGUCCCCCUGGUGGUGUGUGACUGGCACCUUGGUUCCGGGCAUCUCGUUCACACACAGCUGUCACACACACUCUCCCUCUGUCUCCAUCUGUCUCAUUUUCUCUCCCCUUUCUCUUCCCCUUCUCCUCUCUGUCUCUGUCCCUUUGUCUCCCGCAUUUCCUGUCUCCCACUUUCACCCUCAGUCUGUUUCCAUCUCCUUCUAUCCCUCCUUCUCUCUCUCUCUCCCUCCCUUCCUUCCUCCCACUAUCCUUAUUCACAGGAGCCCUCUCUUACGUAACAGGGACGGCAGGGCUGAGUGCUACCUUUGCCGACAGGCAAUUAGCCAGCGAUGAUGAAAAACAACUGAUGGACAUGUAGAGCAAUGGGAGAUGGAAAUCUCUCUUUAUUUUAUCCUCUCCUGCUAUGUGUCUCUUUAUCGUUCCUGUCUCUCCUUCUGUCCUAAUACGAGUCUUUUGAGGUUAACUGCCCCAAAAAGCUGAUGGUGGUUGCUGUAAGAGGCGGGUGAUGUAACGGGGUGGCGCCACUGUCCUGUGAUUGGAUGAAUGUCCUAUGAUUUAUACUACGUCAACCAAUGGGAAUGAGCGUCCCUUUCCUAGUGUGGCACAGAUGGAUUUUAAAGGGAGGUGUGUGUGUGUGUGUGUGUGUGUGUGUGUGUGGUGCGUGUGCGAGAGUGUAGAGUGAGAGAGUGGCAACAUGUUCUGUGGGUGGCCUGUUGCUCUAGGCCAGUACUGACAUUGGGCACUUAUCACAGACUUUGUGUGUGUGUGUGUGUGUGAUAGACAUGGCCGGGAGAGCGCCCCUGUGAGGCAGUGGCGAGUGGGAGGAGGCGAUACACUACGUUAACAUUUCAUUCUAAAAUCAGGGGCAUUAAUAUGGAGUUGGUCCCCCCUUUUCUGUUAUAACAGCCUCCGCUCUUCUGGGAAGGCUUUCCACUAGAUGUUGAACAUUGCUGCAGGGACUUGCUUCCAUUCAGCCAGAAGCAUUAGUGAGGUCGGGCACUGAUGUUGGGCGAUUAGGCCUGGCUCGCAGUUGGCGUUCCAAUUCAUCCCAAAAGUGUUCGAUGGUGUUGAGGUCAGGGCUCUGUGCAGGCCAGUCAAGUUCUUCCACACCAAUCUCAACAAAUCAUUUAUGUAUGGAAACAAGAAAGGGCCUUCCCCAAGCUGUUGCACAAAGUUGGAAGCGCAGAUUCGUCUAGAAUUCCAUGGUAUGCUAUUGCGUUAAGAUUUAAUUUCACUGGAAGUAAGGGGCCUAGCCCGAACGAUGAAAAACAGCCCCAGACCAUUAUUGUUCCUCCACCAAACUUUAUGCAUUCGGGCAGGUAGCGUUCUCUUGGCAUCCGCCAAACCCAGACUCGUCCGGCGGACUGCCAGAUGGUGAAGCGUGAUUCAUCACUCCAGAGAACGCGUUUCCACUGCUCCAGAGUCCAACGGCGGCGAGCUUUA
Messenger RNA from Salmo salar (Atlantic salmon), 6046 nucleotides. The record is from RefSeq and is a predicted model, not a curated record. NCBI's taxonomy places the organism in Eukaryota, Metazoa, Chordata, Actinopteri, Salmoniformes, Salmonidae.